This is a messenger RNA of Mus musculus (house mouse), 10403 nucleotides long. RefSeq names its product ankyrin repeat domain 44 (gene Ankrd44). Lineage: Eukaryota; Metazoa; Chordata; Mammalia; Rodentia; Muridae. The transcript is spliced from 29 exons. Bases 3241 to 6390 code for a protein of 1049 amino acids. The record is from RefSeq and is a predicted model, not a curated record.
GUAUGUAUCAUUUAGUUGUUGAACUAUUCAGCAUUUCUUUUUCACUUCUUACCUAAUUAAAGCAGGAUAUUGAAUUUUAAAAUAAAUUUGUGUAAGUAGAUAAUGUUAUGCUUGAAUUUCCAUUCAGGAAAGUGAAGGCAAUGCUAAAGCACUAUUAAUUAUUUCUAUGAGAGGAAAUGUCUGGUAGGGUUACAGCCUGCUGUGGCGGCUCACACUUGGGAUGUAGAAAUAGGAGGAGAGAGAGUUCAAGGCCAGAUUGCCAGCAUUAUAGCAAGAGACUAACUCAGAAAAAGAGGGGGUAGGGGGGUAGGGGGACUGACUCUGACUCAAGAACUCAUGCAUAUGCAUGUCCACGGUGACCUAAAGCAGAUCUUGAGUGAAUCUGUCAACGUACAUAAUUUUUUAUCUCUCUUUAUAAAUAUGCUUAUAUCUAGCCAGGGAAUUCCCUGUCCAUUUGCUUACAAAUCUAUGUAAGAUACUAGUAAGUUGAUGAAAGGCAGCAUGAAGAGGUGCUUCACACAAGCAGCAAGCCACCGAGAAGGGUCUUAGGAGCAGCAACUUUGGAGUAUGUGUGUCUGCUUCUCACUGGUGGCCGCAGAGACCCUGGAUGGUGCUUCCUUGGGCCCCCUUUACUGCAGGAGUAGAAUCACAGUGUCUAGGAUAGGUAGGAGUAGCUUUGGGAUUUAGCUGCUUCACCAGCCAGAGUGGGUUGAGGAUAAAGGCCAGGAUGCUACCUGACUGCUGGAGCUCCCUUCUCCUAUGAGAUCUUCGUUGAGGCACUGACAAUGGGGAAGAAGAAACCUACAGCUGGUUUGUGAGUGAACUAUAGAGGCAGGUGUGGGGCAGGCAUUUGAUCUUAACCAGGCCCUUUGUAGUUCUGAUUUGUUGUUCAACAGUCCCGAAGGUCCUGCUAGGGGUACCAGUGGCUUCUUGGGUGUGGGCUAUCUCUCACUUCCCUGCUUAACUUUCUUCUCUAGGUCUCAGCUUUCCCCUCUUUCAGGAAGCCUGCCCUUAGCCACUGGUCUAGUCUGGUCUUUUUUUUUUGUUGUUGUUUGUUUUGUUUUGUUUUGUUUUUUUGAGACAGGGUUUCUCUGUGUAGCCCUGGCUGUCCUGGAACUCACUUUGUAGACCAGGCUGGCCUCGAGCUCAGAAAUCUGCCUGCCUCUGUCUCCCGAGUGCUGGGAUUAAAGGCAUGCGCCACCACGCCCAGCUUAGUCUGGUCUUUUGCUUCCUAAAUACUUCUCCUUAUGAUCCUUUAUUUCGGUUUGGAAUUAUAUUAAUCUGCAAUGCCUAUCUGGUUUAUAUGAGUGCCCUUUGAGAGUAGGCACCUGUCUUACUUACGGGCUCUAGUGUGACAAAAAAAGGAAAAGUGACCAAAAACAACUUGAGGAAGAAAGAAUUUGUUUGUACUUCCGCUUCCACAUCACAGUUCAUCACUGAAGGAAGACAGGGCAGUAACGCAAGGCAGGAACCUGGAAGCAGGAACUGAAGCACAUGCCAGGAAGAAGUGCUGCUUACUGGCUUGGUGCUCAUGGCUUGCUCAGUCUGCUUUAUUAUACACCCAAGAUUACCCCUACCCAGGGUGACACAACUCACAGAGAGCUGACCCCGACCACAUUAAUCAUCAGUUUUUCUUAAUUAAUUUUCUUAAUGCCCCUACCAGCUUGCUCACGGGUCAAUCUGGUGGGAGCCUUUUUAAAAAACAAACAAACAAACAAACAAACAAACAAACAAACCUGAGGCUCCCUCUUCUCAAAUGACUGUAGCCCGUGUCAAGUAGAGGUAAAAACUAGCCAGCAGAAUAUCUUACCUGCUUAUGCUCCAUUUCUCUCCAUGCCCAGUCACUGCCGGAAUUUAUAAGUGCUUUUCCAGAUCGCAGAAAUACCAACACUUACUACGGAUUGCUACCUCUGUAUUAGAAGCCUAAUCUGUCGGACAGCUGUCUUCUGUGUGUGUAGGGUGGAAAGUGGGCAGCAUGCAACUUACUCUUGUAGGAAUAAAUCAGCUAGGACUUAUUUAAUGCAGUAAUUUAGUAGGACUCUUUUUUUCCUACUCAGUUUCACCUUCAGUCCCAAGCCUAGGCUACCAAGUUAGGGUAGUGUGUGGUUUAACUAGGAGGUGACCGGAGGGUCACAGCUCCCGUUCCCACCGCUAUAUGUUUAGAGAAACCCUGGACUCAACAACGCAUCCAUGGCCUCCUUAUAUUAAACAAAGAGACUGUCAGCCCAGCGCCUAGGUGGCAGAAAUUCGGAGCGCCGGAGCAAUCUGAUUAGGGAAGAGGUUUAGGGAAAGGGGGUGUGACACAGUCUGCAGGGUGAAAGUUGGUGGCCUGUGAGUAGCAAGCUUUCUGGACCCCUGGGGUGUGUCGGCGAGGGAUUGCCCAUCGGUGGCGUGCGCGUGGGUGGGAUUGCUGGGGAGGGUCAGCGUCAGGCCCCCUCCCCUUUCGGCUGGCUCCUGGCGGAGCGGGGUGCAGGUGUGGGAGGGCGCCGGGGCCGAGGGCUGCGAGGAGCCGCCGCGGGCGGCAGGAGGCAGCGUCGGCCCGGGCGGCGCGAGGCAGCGCGCGGUGAUGUCAGUGGCGGCCCGGCUGGCAGCGGCCGGCACUUCCUGUAUAAAGGCGGGCGGGCCGGGCUGCGACUCCCGCGAGCCGGGGCUGGGCUCUGAGAGGCAGGCGGCGGCGGCCGAGCAGUGGCGGGGCUGUCACCUUCGCGAGCCCAGCUCCUGGAGCUUUCCCGGGCCGUCCCUUCCGCGUCCCCGGGCUCCCGGCGUUGACAUCUGCGGAGCGGAGAGCUGUAUGUGCGCGCGCGCGGGAAAGGAAGAAUGGCAGUGCUCAAACUCUGCGAGCAGGACUAAGACUCAGGAAGAAUUAUGGGCAAAGAAUACUCAGACUUCCACUGGAGAAAACCCUCAGCAACGUGCACAGAGAAAAAUCCCACCACACUGCAAAGAAGUUAAAGGAGCAAAAUUACGGUCAUCGAGUACAUGCAAAUACGGAUAAAAGGAAGCUGGGGUGACGUCAGAAAGCGGGGAGCCUCUUACAUCUCUGGCAGCUGAGUUAAUUAGCUUCAUUCUGUUGGAGAGCAAAUUGGCCUUGGAUAAAGGACGCCAUCCAAGUGCAGCCCCCUUGACCUCGUAACUCCUUUCUUUGGAACUUAUUCUAAAGAAAACCUCAACAAGAAAGCUAUAAGAGUGAAGCCACCACUGGUCCAGGCAAUCUUCAGUGGCGACCCAGAGGAGAUUCGCAUGCUCAUCCAUAAGACUGAAGACGUAAACGCACUGGAUUCUGAGAAACGAACCCCGCUUCAUGUGGCUGCAUUCCUGGGAGAUGCAGAGAUCAUUGAACUCCUGAUUUUGUCAGGAGCUCGUGUAAAUGCCAAGGACAACAUGUGGCUGACCCCACUGCACCGGGCUGUUGCUUCCAGAAGUGAAGAGGCAGUGCAAGUAUUGAUUAAACACUCGGCUGAUGUCAAUGCAAGGGACAAGAAUUGGCAGACCCCCCUCCAUGUGGCAGCAGCCAAUAAGGCCGUCAAGUGUGCAGAAGUGAUCAUUCCACUACUGAGCAGUGUCAAUGUCUCCGACAGAGGCGGGCGCACAGCCUUGCACCACGCCGCUCUGAAUGGACACAUGGAGAUGGUCAAUUUACUCUUGGCCAAAGGGGCAAACAUCAAUGCAUUUGACAAGAAGGACCGACGAGCUCUCCACUGGGCAGCAUACAUGGGUCACCUGGACGUUGUGGCGCUGCUCAUUAACCAUGGUGCAGAAGUUACCUGCAAGGAUAAGAAGGGCUACACCCCGCUGCACGCUGCAGCCUCCAAUGGGCAGAUCAGUGUUGUCAAACAUCUCCUGAACCUGGGGGUGGAGAUUGAUGAAAUCAAUGUCUAUGGAAACACAGCACUUCACAUUGCCUGCUACAAUGGCCAGGAUGCUGUCGUUAAUGAGCUGAUCGACUAUGGUGCUAACGUGAAUCAGCCCAACAACAGUGGCUUUACCCCUCUGCACUUUGCAGCGGCGUCUACUCACGGUGCUCUGUGUCUGGAGUUGUUAGUGAACAAUGGGGCCGAUGUGAACAUUCAGAGUAAGGAUGGCAAAAGUCCUCUGCACAUGACAGCUGUCCAUGGACGGUUCACGCGGUCACAAACCCUCAUCCAGAAUGGAGGUGAGAUCGACUGUGUGGAUAAGGAUGGCAACACACCUCUCCAUGUGGCUGCGAGACAUGGUCACGAGCUCCUGAUUAACACCCUAAUCACUAGCGGAGCCGACACAGCCAAGUGUGGAAUCCAUAGCAUGUUCCCCCUACAUUUAGCCGCCCUAAAUGCUCACUCUGACUGCUGCAGGAAGUUGUUAUCAUCUGGACAAAAGUAUAGCAUAGUGUCCUUGUUUAGUAAUGAGCACGUGCUGUCUGCAGGCUUUGAAAUAGACACCCCAGAUACGUUUGGAAGAACGUGCCUCCACGCCGCUGCUGCAGGAGGCAAUGUAGAAUGCAUAAAGCUCUUGCAGAGCAGCGGAGCAGAUUUUCACAAAAAGGACAAAUGUGGGAGAACCCCAUUGCACUAUGCAGCUGCAAAUUGCCAUUUCCACUGUAUUAAAGCAUUAGUGACCACCGGAGCCAACGUUAAUGAAACAGACGACUGGGGACGGACAGCUCUGCACUACGCUGCUGCAUCAGACAUGGAUAGAAAUAAGAUGAUCUUAGGAAAUGCCCAUGACAAUUCUGAAGAACUUGAAAGAGCCAGAGAAGUGAAGGAAAAAGAUGCUGCACUAUGUCUAGAAUUUCUGCUUCAAAAUGAUGCAAACCCAUCCAUCCGGGACAAGGAAGGCUACAAUAGCAUCCACUAUGCUGCUGCCUAUGGCCACAGACAGUGUCUAGAACUGCUUUUGGAAAGAACCAACACUGGCUUUGAAGAAUCAGAUGGCGGUGCUCUCAAGAGUCCACUCCACUUAGCAGCAUACAAUGGGCAUCACCAAGCCUUGGAGGUCCUUCUCCAGUCCCUAGUGGACCUGGACAUCAGGGAUGAGAAAGGCCGGACAGCUCUGUACCUAGCUGCUUUCAAGGGACACACAGAAUGUGUGGAGGCACUUGUUAACCAGGGCGCAUCCAUCUUUGUAAAGGACAAUGUCACCAAAAGAACUCCACUUCAUGCUUCAGUUAUUAAUGGUCACACACUGUGUUUGAGGCUACUACUUGAAACAGCAGACAAUCCGGAAGUGGUUGAUGUGAAAGAUGCCAAGGGACAAACCCCGCUGAUGCUUGCAGUAGCAUAUGGACACAUUGAUGCUGUUUCAUUGUUACUUGAAAAGGAAGCAAACGUAGAUGCGGUCGACAUAGUGGGAUGCACGGCUUUACAUAGAGGGAUUAUGACAGGACAUGAGGAAUGUGUGCAAAUGCUGCUGGAACAAGAAGCAUCAAUCCUCUGUAAAGAUUCCAGAGGGAGGACACCCUUGCACUAUGCGGCUGCUCGGGGCCACGCCACAUGGCUGAAUGAAUUGCUCCAGAUUGCCCUUUCUGAAGAAGACUGCUGUCUCAAAGACAACCAGGGAUACACGCCACUGCACUGGGCGUGUUACAAUGGUAAUGAAAACUGCAUAGAGGUACUUUUGGAGCAAAAAUGUUUUCGAAAAUUUAUUGGUAAUCCCUUCACUCCACUGCACUGUGCAAUAAUAAAUGGUCACGAGAGCUGUGCAUCAUUGCUCCUGGGGGCCAUAGAUCCCAGCAUUGUCAGCUGCAGGGAUGACAAAGGCAGGACAACCCUCCACGCGGCAGCCUUUGGAGAUCAUGCGGAGUGCUUGCAGCUGCUUCUGAGACAUGAUGCUCAAGUGAAUGCCGUAGAUAAUUCAGGGAAAACAGCACUGAUGAUGGCCGCUGAGAACGGGCAGGCAGGAGCUGUGGAUAUUUUGGUGAACAGUGCCCAGGCUGACCUGACUGUGAAGGAUAAGGACUUGAAUACUCCCUUACACCUGGCUAUCAGUAAAGGCCAUGAGAAAUGUGCCUUGUUAAUACUUGACAAGAUACAAGAUGAGAGCCUUAUCAAUGCGAAGAACAGUGCGCUGCAGACACCCCUCCAUAUCGCUGCACGCAAUGGCUUGAAGGUGGUAGUUGAGGAGUUGCUGGCGAAAGGAGCCUGCGUACUUGCUGUAGAUGAAAAUGGUCAUACCCCGGCCCUGGCUUGUGCUCCUAACAAAGACGUGGCUGACUGCCUGGCCCUCAUUCUGGCUACCAUGAUGACUUUUUCUCCUUCCAGUACAAUGACGGCUGUCAACUUCGUUUGUUUUAGAAAAGACAAUUUGAGCAGAAUGACCCACUCCAAUCUGGGUAGUAGGGUUAGUCUUUGUAGUAACAAUGUGGGCUCUGAGGAUGGGUACAAUGAAAAUGACUCUGAUUCGGAAACAUUCUAACUUUGGGCUGUAGAGGUGUUUCCCCCAAUACCUGUGUUUCAGGAAGGAAUGGAAGCUUGAAUUCCAGGUUACAUUGUAUUCAGACAUUUGAGGCCAAGCUUCCAGAAGCCAGCAGAAAAGGAGUCAGUCUAACCAAAAGAGGGCAACUAGGUGGUAGGCUGAAACACACCCAGAUGGCCUGGGUUUUGUUUUGCUUCGUGUUUUCUCUAGGUCUAAGGUACUUCUGUGAAAGUCUACCUCUCAUUUUAAGUAAGGACAAAAAAAUUAAGUAUUCUUCAUCUUUGGGGAUAAUGCAACAGAGAGACACAUAUUCAGUCUAAUGAGUUGUUUUUUUCCCACAUCCUCACCAAUGAGUUCUGUGAGGUGGGUCAAGGUGAAAUUCAUGUCUCCUGGAGGGGCGGGAAGAGGAGAUGGGAAAUGCUUGCAUGCUCUUCUCACUCUGAUGUUUACUUCUUCACUAGAAGUCAAAGGUCAAGGUUCAUCUUUAAACAUAAUUGUCCUCUUAAGGGAGUCUACCCCUCCUCCUCCAUAGGAAGUGUGUAAAUGCCUAGAAUUUCUUCCUGGGAUCUCAGUUAAAGCUGCCAGAUGAAUGUGAACAUUGUUCAUGCUCUUUCGUUAAACACAAAUGAAAUAGCACCCGAAGAAAUGUGUGAGUACGUUUUCAAUGGAGUAAUGGAUCCCAAAUUUAUCCAAUAACAUUUCAGGUGAAAUUAUAUUGUGCCAAAACUUGAAACAAUAUGCAAGUCAAAUAAGAAAUUACCAUUCAUUUGAAUUUGCUCUAAGAUGAAAAUACUAACGUUGUAAGGGCAUCAGAAUGGCUGGUACUGUCCUUCAAUAGUAGGGUAGCAAAUUAGCUGCUCAGCCAAGGUCAUGCCACAAGUGACAGUGUGCCUGAAAAGGAGCCAAGGAAAUGACAGCAGGAAGCAGAAAUGGUUGGUGUGGAAGUGCAAGCCAAUUGCCAGUUGUUUGGUAAUGAAAUCAGCAUUGUGAAUACUGUGUCUGCUCCCUCUGCCAAAGCUUCUAGGUCGAAUGGACCCCGUUCUCCACCUGGAACGGCUGUACGAAAGGAAGAAUGAGACUUUAAGAAUUAUGCACAUACACAUGCACAUAUGUGUGUAUAUUUACGUAUGUACUUCAUCAACCAGCUCUCCAUGAGGACCAAAUUGCUUCUGCCUAAACUGGGAUAUUUUAAAUGUUUUUCUUUCUACAUGCAAGUGAGAACUGUAGUAACUUUUCUAUGGGGUUAAAAAUGUAAUCUUUUUUGCAUACCAGUCUUUAUUGUAUUUUAUAUUUCUAAUGAUGCAGAUUUCUAGUUGAUGGCUUGACAAUUUGUAACUGAUGACGCGUUGACCAUAGGUUUUUGUUUUCAAACUAGGGAAUAUGUCUGUAUACUUUGAUGUAAAUGUGUUUAUAUUUAUUUGAAAUGAAAGAGAUGCCAAGAAAUACCCUCUGUUUAGGCUUGCUCUCCGUCUUCGUCUCUGUCUCUCUCUCAUCUCUCUCUGUGUCUCUCGUCUCUCAUAUCUCUCUGUCGCUGUGCCUCUAAUCUCUCUGUCUCUGUCCCUCACUGUCUCAUUGUCUCUCUCUCUCUUUCUCUUUGUUAUGUACCUUAUUUAGAAUAACAAAGUACAUGGGAAAAUACCCUUGACUCUGGGCUAACCAUUAGCUCUGGGGUUAAACCCAGCAUUUCCCACUACUACCAGCUGACCCUUGGGUUUGUCCGUUGCUUGACCCCAUUCUAUAGCCAAUCAGAGCCUUUCUGUGUGAUGAAAACUGAUGUAGCAGAUCAUAUACACAAAGGUAGCCCAAAGAAAGACCCAGAAACCACAGAAACCACACCAAAAAUGACACAUAGUCCUGACACUUAAGAGGAAAUGAUGCCAAGUAUGGGCACUAUGCCAAGAAAGGGAAUUAAAAAGCAAACAUGAGUGAGCCUGAGUGCUCUAUUCCACUAGCUGAAGACUCGGGAGAGAAGUCUGCAGCUGCAGGGCAUGCAUUUGCGGUGUUUUACUGUAGGCUUUCUCUUCUCCUUUGAAGUUUAUAUUUUAUAGCAUUUUGAGAGUUUUAAAAAUAAUCCUAUCAUAGCUGGACCAGACCCGGAUAAUGUGUUCUAUCAUUUUCAUCAAGCUGUAAGAGGCUUUGCCCUUACUAUUUUAAUAUCCUGGAUUUAAUUAAAACUCUUGUUGGUUCUUCACAAAUGAAAACUUGUUUGGUAGUUUUAUAAAAUUGAAACUGAUGUUGUCGAAAAAUUUUACACCAGCAGCAUUUUGUUUUUGCACUUUGGGUAUAAUGUAUCCCUCCCUCUGGUCCUUUUGUUUAGAGCAGGUACAUUUGAAACAAGUAGACAGACCUACUACUGAGCAGCAAUGAUCUUAUCUUUAGGGAAUCCUGAGGAUUGAGUGAGUGCUCACAUUGAAGAAGUGUGAUGUACUGCCCUUUCUUUUCCUAGAAGUGAGUAGUGGAAGUCUUGCUGGGUUGGCAUUUAAAGCAGUAAAUAAAAUGCCUGCAUUGCUAGUGAUGUAGCCCAUAGCAAGGGGGUCACUUCCACAAGGCAGUGACCUAGCAGGAGACAUUGUGUCCAUGGAGCUAUACUGGCCUUCCCUGGCUCAUUCUGAUAGAGGAUGUGUACAAACACAAGGAAAUUAAGCUUACAAAGAGCCAUUCUUCUGAGUUGCUUUGUCUGUCUGUCUGUCUGUCUGCCUGCCUACCUGCCUGUCUCCCCAUCUCCCCUUCUCUUGCUCUGUUUCCUCCCCCUGCCCAACAAGACCAAAAAUUUUUUUAAAGAAAUAACUUUUGAAAACUGAAAUUUCUAUGUAUCUAGUUAUCUCAUAAACGUUUGCAGCAUCGCUUUCUGAGGGGAAAUGUUUUUAGUAGUCUUAGUUGCUCAGUGCUUUUACCUAAAUGCAUUGUUUUCAGACUGUAUGUCAACCACAGCCACAAGGACCAUGUUUGACAGUACCUCCCUAGUUACUGGUGUCUGCCUAUCUUUGGUAAAUUCAUUACUUCCUCCAAAUUGCCUAAAGUCCUAGUAAACAAUAGCUCAGGGGAUUUCUAUCCAUCACUACUAACAGGGCACCGUGGUAGGUCUUGGUACUUUGGGCAGCAAGCAGCCGCUUGACUUGUCAUUGCUUGGGGACAAGAACACCGGGUGGAUUUGCUGCACCAGCUCCGCUUCACGCUAUUGAGCAGCUUGGGUUGUGCAUCCAUUGCACUUGUUGAUGAGCCCAUCCCUUUGUGGUCUUGUAACAUGACGUUAGAGUGCCUUUUUAUAUUUGUAUAUCCUGGAAGUGUUCUGUGAAGCAUUUUGUAUUUUUUCAUUUGAGUGUUAUUGGAGCAAUAUGAUCCUAGUGAGUUUCCCUUUCUUUGAAUGUACCAAGUGUCUCCUUUCCUAGUCCUCUCCUCCUUUGCUUUGAAAUGAAAAUGCUCACGUUUUCUAGAGGAACUAUGUUUGACUUUGCAGUACUAAAAUGCUUUCUUCUUACAGAACUGUAAACCAUAGGUCAGUAUUAUAGGGGAACAGCGUUUUAAGAUAGUGACAAUCUGAGCGUGUUUGUAGAAUGUCAUCCUGUGUGUUUCCUACAUGGUGAUCUGAAGACUCAAUGCAAGUAUCCUUUGUUCAGUAGCUUUGUCUACAGACGAUGCUUCAGCAUGUGCAAUAUAUCCUUGCAAAGCACGGUGAUACACAUCUUGUGCCAGUGUUACAUUUUGUAAAACAUAUGUGUAACAGCAUAAACUAUUAUGUGAUGAUUUCAGUGGGAGUUUUGUCUGUACUUUUAAGAUGUAGACAUUGGAAUUGAAUGACUUUGAUAAAUGUUCUGAGUGUAAAAAUGAGGAAAAAUGGCUUUCGGCUCAGUGAAGGACUUGGGGCCGGUGUGAAUCUUCUCAAGCACAGUUUAAUACUUUCCUAACUACUGAAUGCUCUAAUAAUGCAAUGAAGUACUUACCUGUAAUAUACAGUGGACAUGCAUUCAGAUGGUUAUUUUUUACAAAUAAAAACGGUACAAAUAUUGUUGCAA